AAAGGGGGGCCUGGCCCGACUUUCCUUUCUAGCAUCUUGAUUUCAUACUUUCAACCUCAAACAACUCUCCUUAACAGUCUGCAGUCUAUAGUCUAACGAGUAUAGUUGUCCGUGAAAAACCUGAAUUAUAAGUUUUAUAUAAACACGUCCUGACUCCUGGACAAAACACAGAGAAACAGUAUCAUGUAAAUUUCAGCUGAAGUUCAUUAAUAUAUAAACUGUAACGUUAACCACAGUGACCCUCAGUCUAAAAAUAACAUAUAAUGAUUCAAGUUUAAAACGUAGAAAAGGAAAUCUCACGAAAUUCCGCUGAUUGAUUUCUCCUCUUCCCAACUCUAAACUCUUAAAUAUAUUUGUAUUGUCAGCUGUAGAGAAGAAUGAUGCAAGUAUGUCGGAGUCUGCAGGUUAACCAACCUGCAGGGUUCAAGUUCUCCAGGUUCUAUCAGACCAAGACUAGUUCUGUGUACGGAUAUAAUCCUAAGAAAUGGGAGAAUCUUGCUCCGGAAACGUCCGAAGAACUUCGGAACAUCCGAAACCAGCAACCCAACCUAUACAGGCUGAUAUCAGCUUUUCGUCAGAACGGGUACAAGUACGCUACUCUUAACCCUGUUCCCCUAGGAGGGGUUCUGCCUGUACAUGGUGAAGAACUUCAUCCGUCCUACUACAGUAUGGAUCCUGCAGACAGAGUAAACCCAGCUGGUUUAAUAUCUCAACCUGGAGAUAGUACAACGGUAUCAGAGCUGGCCAAUGUACUAUCCACCCUGUACUGCGGUUCUACAGGUAUUGAGUGUGAGUACAUAGAAAAUUCAGCGGAGAAAGAAUGGUUGUACAAUAUGUACGAGGAGAUCAAACAAACUGAGUUGAGUGGAGGAGAGAAAAAGAAAAUUGCAGCAGAGAUGCUUAAAUCCCAAAACUAUGAUAACUUCUUGGCAACCAAGUUUCCCAAUGUCAAGAGGUAUGGCGGAGAGGGGGCGGAAGCUAUGAUGGGAUUCUACACUGAGCUUUUCAGAAAGGCGGAGGUGGACGGAAUCAAGGAUAUUAUAAUGGGGAAUGCGCACAGAGGAAAAUUAAACUUUCUGACUGGAUUGAUGAAUUAUCCUCCAGUAGCAAUGUUUAGGAAGAUGAGAGGGAUGUCGGAGUUUCCUCCUGAACAGCAGGGAGCUGGAGAUGUUAUCUCUCAUCUCUCUGCCAGUCUUGAUAUAGGUUCCGUACAUGUUACGAUGCUCCCCAACCCAUCCCACCUAGAGGCAGUAAACCCUGUUGCAGUUGGUAAAGCUCGGUGUAAACAUCUUGUGAAGGGCAAGGGAGAGUAUGGAGAAGGUAUGAUGGGAGAUGAUGUCCUAUGUGUUCAGGUUCAUGGAGACGCUGCACUGGCAGGUCAAGGGAUAAACCAGGAAACUCUGCAGAUGGCGAAUGUUCCUCAUUUCUCAGUCGGAGGAUCUCUUCAUUUAGUUGUUAACAAUCAAGUCGGGUUUACAACUCCGGGAGAUAGAGGUCGAUCCUCUAGACACUGUACUGACCUCGCUAAACAGAUUGGAGCUCCUGUUCUCCAUGUUAACGGUGAUUACCCUGAAGAGGUUGUCAAGGCUACCAGGGUUGCUGUAGAGUAUAGAAACAAGUUCAGGAAGGAUGUUUUUGUAAACCUGAUUUGCUUCAGAAGAUGGGGGCAUAAUGAGUUGGAUGAUCCAACCUUUACAAACCCUGCUCUCUACUCUGUUAUCCAUGCAAGACGAAGCGUCCCGGAUGAAUAUGCUGAAAAACUUAUUUCUGAGGGGGUUAUGAGUACAGCAGAACACAAAGAGAUUAUUGCUAAGCACACUGGAGUUUUGAAUGAAAACUAUGACCAAAUAGAAACCUAUUCCCCCCAGAGAACCAACCUGAAACACAACUGGUCAGGUAUUUCAGAAGCUUCUGGAAAUCUUACCCAAUGGGAUACUGGGAUCGAUUCCCUUAUUCUAAAAUUUGUCGGGAAACAAUCCGUCCAAGUCCCGGAGAGUUUCUCCGUCCAUCCCCACCUUCUCAAACAUCAUAUUGAAGGACGGCUACGCAAGGUUGAGAGCGGAACAAACAUUGACUGGGGAACUGCAGAAGCACUAGCUCUAGGUUCCCUUCUCUAUCAAGGGUUUAAUGUUAGGAUUAGUGGACAGGAUGUGGGAAGAGCAACAUUUUCACACAGACACGCCAUGCUAGUGGAUCAGAAUACUAAUGAAAUAUAUAUUCCACUUAAUGAAAUGUUUCCAGAGCAGAAAGGAAAAUUAGAAAUAGCAAAUAGUAUUCUCUCGGAGGAGGCAGUGAUGGGGUUUGAAUAUGGAAUGUCGAUGGAAAGUCCAAAUAAUUUAAUAAUCUGGGAGGCACAGUUCGGAGAUUUCUUCAAUGGAGCUCAGAUAAUGUUGGAUACCUACCUAUCUAGUGCUGAGUCAAAGUGGGGAAUACAGUCCGGUAUGGUUAUGCUCCUACCCCAUGGUAUGGACGGAGCCGGCCCUGAGCACUCCUCCUGUAGGAUGGAAAGGUUCCUGCAGAUGACCGACAGUAAGGAGACCAGCUGUGACGGGGAUAAUGUAAACUGGGAGGUUGUUCAUCCAACAACCUCGGCUCAGUAUUUCCAUCUCCUAAGACGACAGAUGGUUCGGAACUACAGAAAACCUCUGGUUGUUAUUGCUCCCAAGGUAUUACUCCGUCUCCCUGCAGCUAGCACUACUCUGGACGAUAUAGCUCCAGGCACAAGCUUCCAGUCCGUUCUUACGGAUCCAAAUGUUUCCAAUCCAGGUUCAGUUGAGAAGGUUGUGUUUGUCUCCGGACGUCACUUUUACACAUUAUCCAAGUACAUCCAGGAGAACAAUGUGAAGAACAUCGCCGUCAUCAGGUUGGAGUCUCUUUGUCCUUUCCCUGCAGAGAGGUUGCAGGAGGAGGUUAAGAAGUUCCCGAAGGCCUCCAAGUUUAUCUGGUCUCAAGAGGAGCACAGGAACAUGGGAUGUUGGAGCUUUGUAAAACCUAGGUUUGAAUCUUUGGUCGGGGUUCAGCUCCAGUAUGUUGGAAGAGCAGAGCUCUGUCAACCUGCUGUAGGAAUAGGACGGAUACAUCAGCAGGAAAAUGCAAGCAUCCUUGAGCAAACCUUUAGUUGAUGUAAUAAUUUAGAUUUUUAUGUUACAUCAUCUUUUUACCUAACAUUAAUUUAUCCUAUAUCCUGACUGAGUCGUAUCUCAAUCCUAUAACUUCAAAGUUAACGUAACAAUGCAACUCUUAUUCAAGUUUAAAUACCAUGAAACUUAUUAUUAUUUAAAGACAACUUAAGAUUCUUUGUUAAUUUCAAUAGAUUUACAAGAUCCACUGUUAAAAGAAAGAAAUACAAAAAAUUAAAAAUCAAUACUGAUUUUAAAAAUA
Messenger RNA from Eurytemora carolleeae, 3381 nucleotides. RefSeq names its product probable 2-oxoglutarate dehydrogenase E1 component DHKTD1, mitochondrial. Gene Ontology annotation, molecular function: oxoglutarate dehydrogenase (succinyl-transferring) activity; thiamine pyrophosphate binding. The transcript is spliced from 2 exons. NCBI's taxonomy places the organism in Eukaryota, Metazoa, Arthropoda, Copepoda, Calanoida, Temoridae. Gene Ontology annotation, biological process: tricarboxylic acid cycle. The record is from RefSeq and is a predicted model, not a curated record. The coding region runs from base 378 to 3122 and encodes 914 amino acids.